This is a messenger RNA of Lathyrus oleraceus (garden pea), 2616 nucleotides long. RefSeq lists its product as uncharacterized. NCBI's taxonomy places the organism in Eukaryota, Viridiplantae, Streptophyta, Magnoliopsida, Fabales, Fabaceae. Gene Ontology annotation, biological process: regulation of translational fidelity; 'de novo' cotranslational protein folding. The record is from RefSeq and is a predicted model, not a curated record. Gene Ontology annotation, molecular function: ribosome binding; Hsp70 protein binding. The transcript has 2 exons. Bases 356 to 2323 code for a protein of 655 amino acids. Gene Ontology annotation, cellular component: cytosol.
CUAGGUUAAAUUUCAGAGCUUGGAUGAUAAAUUCUCAAACCCUAGUACUGAGGCCCAACGAUUUUUGCGGAUAUAUUGGGUUUAUAAGAGCCCACGCUUUUACUUGUUUUUUUAUUUCCCUAUUUCUUCAACCUUGUUCUUUUCGUUUAACCUAGCAACAUAUCUGUUGGAGCCGCCACCCGCCACCGUAAUUCAACCACGCCGCUGCUUCACACUCCUUCGUAUUCGGAUUCUUAAGCUUUCUCUAUCAAGGUUGGAGUGUGAUUACGAGCUUAAAUUUGAAACGCACUUUUCAAUUUAAGUUGAAGGAUAUUAUCAAUUUGUGUGUUUUGUAUUUUGUUUGCCAGCCACUAUCAUGGCUGUUCAUUCAAAAUAUCGUCUUAUUACUUACUCACCGGAGAUUAUAGAUGGAAAACCUAUUUUUGUUUCGUCGAAUUGUCUUCCGGUGAAGGCAUCGAAAUUUGAGCCGGCAGGUCAUUCUUUUCAUUCUGUCGCGCUUAAACUUCGCGGCGUUAAGAAAGAAGAAAAAAACAAAGAAGCUGAUAUUAAGAAAGUUGUUGGAGAUAAGGAUACAGCUUAUUUGCCGUCGGAUUCUUAUAGUAGUAAGAGUAAGAAGAAAUCUGGUGAUGGAGAUAAGCAGCAGCAAGAUCAUUAUGCUUUAUUGGGGUUGAGUCAUCUUAGGUAUCUUGCUAAUGAGGAUCAAAUUAAGAAAAGUUACCGGGAAACUGCGUUGAGGCAUCAUCCGGAUAAACAGGCUUGUUUGGUUCUUUCUGAGGAAACUGAAGCUGGGAAGCAGGCGAAGAGGGAGGAUAUUGAAACUCAUUUUAAGGCGAUUCAGGAGGCGUAUGAAGUGUUGACUGAUCCUGUUAAGAGAAGGAUUUAUGAUUCUACUGAUGAAUUUGAUGAUGAGAUUCCAACGGACUGUGCUCCACAGGAUUUUUUUAAGGUGUUUGGUCCGGCUUUUAUGAGGAAUGGGCGGUGGUCGGUGAAUCAGCCUAUUCCAUCUCUAGGUGAUGAUAAGACUUCGAUACAGGAAGUUGAUGAUUUCUACGAUUUUUGGUAUACGUUUAAGAGUUGGAGGGAGUUUCCUCAGUCGGAUGAGUUUGAUCUCGAGCAAGCUGAUUCUCGAGAUCAUAGAAGGUGGAUGGAAAGGCAGAAUGCAAAACUGUCGGAGAAGGCGAGGAAGGAAGAGUAUACACGGAUCCGUACUCUUGUUGAUAAUGCUUAUAAGAGGGACCCUAGAAUAUUGAGAAGAAAGGAAGAGGCCAAAGCGGAGAAGAAAAGGAAAAAGGAGUCCAAAUACUUGGCAAAGAAGUUGGAGGAGGAGGAAGCGGCUAGAAUUGCAGAAGAGGAGAGACAACGAAAAGCUGAGGAAGAUAAAAAAGCUGCUGAAGCUGCUUCUGCACAGAAGAAAGUGAAGGAAAAGGAGAAAAAACUCUUGCGGAAGGAGCGAACACGCCUUCGAAAUCUCUCGGGGCCUUUCUCGUCAAAACAUGUACUUGAUAUUUCUGAAGAUGAUGUAGAAAAGAUUUGCAUGUCAUUUGAUAUUAACCAACUAAGGAGUUUGUGCGAGAAAAUGGAAGGCAAAGAGGGGUUAGAGAGGGCAGAAGCUCUAAGAGAUGCAAUCAGUUGCAAGGAAGAUAGCAAGAAAGAUGUGGUUGAUGAGAAAAGUACUCAACAAAAUGGCACUGUCAAGGCUAAUGGAAACCUUAGUUCUCUUGCUGGCUACACCGAGAAAAAGGAGAAACCUUGGACUAAAGAAGAGAUCGAGCUAUUGAGGAAGGGAAUUCAGAAGUUUCCCAAAGGAACUUCAAGGAGGUGGGAGGUUGUUUCAGAAUAUAUCGGCACCGGAAGAUCUGUUGAAGAAAUAAUGAAAGCAACUAAAACUGUUCUCCUCCAGAAGCCAGAUACAGCCAAAGCUUUUGACACAUUUCUUGAGAAGAGGAAGCCUGCUGCACAAUCAAUUGCAUCUCCAUUGACAACCAGAGAAGAAUUGGAAGGGGUAUCCAUACCAGCAACAACACCUGAAAAUAGUACUGCCUCAAAAACACAGAUCCCAACAGCAACAUCGAUCCCAACAGCAACACCGACGACAGCAACAAAUAACAUCAGCUCGGAAGAGUCUCAAGAAGUUUCUGAAUCAGAGGUGUGGUCUGCAGUGCAGGAAAGAGCACUAGUUCAAGCUUUAAAAACCUUUCCAAAGGAAGCUAGUCAGAGAUGGGAGCGAGUAGCUGCUGCUGUACCAGGGAAAACUGUGAAUCAGUGCAAGAAAAAAUUUGCCAUGAUGAAGGAAAAUUUCAGAAACAAGAAAACUGCAGUUUGAAUAUUACCAUUCAUAACCCAUAGUCUAUGAAAUUUUGUCCUCAUGCCUGUUAGAUUUUUUUUACCACAACUUAAACAGAAUAUGGGUUGCUACUCAAUCUUAGUUAGGUAUCUUGAUCAUUAUUAAAAUCAACAUUCUAUCAUAGCACCGGAUAUAUGUACCAUUUUUGGUUUGCAAGAGAGUUUUCUUUUAAUUCCGUGUUGUCUCAUUUAUGUCUCGAGCUGAAACGAUGCUUUUGUAGUUUAUAUACUUGCAAGUUUAUCUUUUAUAUUUAUAAAAUAAUUUUGUCUGAA